Molecule: messenger RNA, 327 nt
Organism: Castor canadensis (American beaver)
Lineage: Eukaryota; Metazoa; Chordata; Mammalia; Rodentia; Castoridae
Gene: Ccl19
Product: C-C motif chemokine ligand 19
Biological process (GO): inflammatory response; antimicrobial humoral immune response mediated by antimicrobial peptide; eosinophil chemotaxis
Cellular component (GO): extracellular region
Molecular function (GO): CCR chemokine receptor binding; chemokine activity
Source: RefSeq, a predicted model, not a curated record
AUGGCACCCGGUGUGGCCCCACUACUGGCUCUCAGCCUGCUGGUUCUUUGGACCUCCUCAGCCCCAGCUCUGGGUGGUGCUAAUGAUGCAGAAGACUGCUGCCUGUCUGUGACCCAGCGCCCCAUCCCUAGAAACAUCGUGAAAGCCUUUCGCUACCUUCUCAUCAAGGAUGGCUGCAGGGUACCUGCUGUUGUGUUCACCACACUGAGGGGCCACCAGCUCUGUGCACCCCCAGACCAGCCCUGGGUAGAACGUAUCAUCUGGAGACUGAAGAAGUCCUCGGCCAAGGCAAGCCUGGCUCUCCCCAGCCCUACCUCCACCCUCUAA